AUGGUAACUGUGAGGUCUGUUAGUGCUAUUGUUGCUUCUAGAGGUUGGAACAUUUCACAAAUGGAUAAAUAUAAUGCAUUCUUGGGGGGAGAUUUGUAUGAGGAAGUGUAUAUCGAACUUCCUCAAGAUUUCAGGAGACAGAGGGAUACAAAGGUUAUGUUCAAAGACUUCAUGACUACUUCUUGUUCACUAAGAAAAAAGGGGGAAGAUUUUGUGGCAGUGUUGAUAUAUGUAGAUGACUUGUUGAUAACUGGGAAUAGCACACAGUUCAUCAGUGAGACUAAGGUUGUGCUUCACCAACAGUUUAAGGUCAAAGAUCUUGGUGAUCUUAAAUACUUCCUGAGAAUUGAAGUGUUGAGAUCCAAGAGUGGAAUUUUGUUGAAUCAAAGGAAAUAUUGUCUUCAGCUAAUCUUUGAUUUAGGCUUAGGUGGUGCCAAGCCUUGCAAACUCAGUCAGUUCAUGCAAGAGCCCAAAAAGUUUCAUUGGGGUGCAACUGUGAGAGUUGUCAAAUACAUUAAACAAGAGCCAGGGAUGAGAAUAUUUCUAUGUAGAUCUAAUGGAGACAGCUUGACCCGUUUCUGUGAUGCUGAUUGGGCAAGCUGCCCAAACACACGCAGAUCAGUCACUGUAUACUUGAUCAAAUUUGGCGAUUCACUCAUAUCUUGGAAGUCUAAAAAGCAGCAUAUAGUGUCAAGAAGCUCUGCAGAGGCAGAGUAUCGAAGUCUAGUAGCAGUGACAGCAGAAAUUGUGUGGUUGUUGGGCCUAUUUGCUGAGUUUGGAGUGAUUAUCAAGCAGCAUGUGAAUGUUUAUUGUGAUACCAAGGCUUCUUUACAAUUUGCAACUAAUCAUAUCUUCCAUGAACGUACUAAACAUAUAGAGAUAGACUGCUAUUUUGUGCUGACAAGAUUAAACAAACGCACUCAUGCCUCAUUUUGUGGGGACGAAGGAUCAACAUGCUGA
Nicotiana tabacum (common tobacco) is the source of this 960-nucleotide messenger RNA. Lineage: Eukaryota; Viridiplantae; Streptophyta; Magnoliopsida; Solanales; Solanaceae. The record is from RefSeq and is a predicted model, not a curated record.